CCUUAAACUUCGCGUUGGCGGAAGAUGGCCGUCGCGUGCCGAGUGUUGCUCCGAUUGUUUAUUACGAUUUUUUAAGUUUUUAUAUUACGAAUACUUUCAAUUGACCCUAGAAUAAGUGAAAAAGUUGUAUAAUUGACCUUAUAAGUGUUAUUUAAAGUGGUUUUACAGUGUUUUAUGAUAAAUUUCUGUUAAAAAGUGCGGCAUCAGUAGUGUGAGUGAAGCAACUAGUUUUGAGCCAGUGUUUUUAGGAAUGUUGUGAAUCCAAGUGGAUUGUGUCUAUAUUAUUGGAGUUUGGACUUGUUACAGCCGCAUUUAGCCCUAAAGAUGUCUCGAAACAUGUAGCAGAAUCCAAUCCACCGAUGGGAUCAAUGCGCUUCGAGAUGGGCAAACACGAUUCCAGCUGGCGCAGAGUACAGGGGUUCAGUUCCAGUGUAGUGCGGUGUUUAGUUAUAGUGACAGUGUUUGGGCAGUGUGCCGGUGGGAAGCCCAUUAGUGAAACGUUGCAGAGGGCGCUGUCGGCGGUUAGGGGACCCAGCCCUGGUGCGAAGAAGCUGCUUAAUAUUCCUGAGGAUGGAGCUGAUCCGUUGCCAGGCAAGCACGUACCGCUAGAGAGCUAUGAGAGUGAAUUGGAGAGGGAGCACGCGUUGCCGACGUCCGUCCCCAACGCCGACAUACUCAAGACUAAUAGCAAUCCAACGUACCAUAAGCCGAGGCCACCACAACACCACGGCGCGGCUCUGCUUGCCGGGGUGGGGGGAGGGGGUGCCGUCCCCUCGUACGCACCCCCUGGCCGAGCUUUCUUCACUCCCCCUCUGCCGCCUGAGUACAGAAACCCCUUCGCUGACAAGCCAACACUUCGAGGCACAAACACAGAUGGAAACAACUAUCUCAAUAGGCGGCCCAUCCCCCCUCCGUCGUUGGGGCCGGGACAUGACAGGAUACCCAUCAGACCUCCUGGACAGGAAACUUCAUCGCCCCAGGUGCCAGCGCCGCCACCAGCACCGCCACUGCCACCGGCGGGAAUCGAACCCCAGAAGAAGAAGCCUCUUAAUACGCCUAGCCAUAAGCCGGACGAACUAGACAGCGACAUAAAACAACCGGGAACUGACCAAGCGAACUUCACAGACUUCGUGCCGAACUCCCUAAACAUCCCGACCAUAUCAAGAAUACUCUCAGGAUCCAAUGGACGCAAGGAAGACAUACCCGACGUCCUUCUACGCACCGUCACCGCAAAACCCCAACAUAACCAAGAAAAGACCUCCAAGAGUGACAUCUACGUCACCAAGGAGGUCGGAGUCACCUUAAGUGACUCCAGUAGGGAUUCCUCAACAGAAGGAUCCGUUUUAGCAGUCCUAGACCCAGAAAUGAACAAUCUAGAUAGACCUUUAAUUGUAGACCAAAAUGGAGAGACCAAUACGAGAAGGAAUCUCCAAUAUGCUACCAAUAAACAGACAGAUAGGAAUGAGAGUAGAAAAGACGAGUAUACCCCAGCCACUACUAUAGGUUUUGAGCUCAAAGACCCUGAAAUGUCUACUGAAAGGUAUCAUAAUCUAGCGAAUGUAAAUUCUGAUAAAAAGAUCUUGAAACAAGAUUCAAAGAACUCAGGACCAGUUCAAAGGACGGGUGCUGCCUGGCCGUUCGCGUGGAACCUCCACAUCUACCUCGCGACAGUCAUGUUCACCAUCCUAGCAGUCUACUCCAUCUUCAAAAUAGUCUGCUACAACAAAUACACCCAUUUGUUCACUCAGUACUACUUCAUCAUCCUUCAUUUGAUCCUGGUCCUCGUCUGUCUUCUAAGAAUCUUCUACAUGUGCUACGAUCCGUACAACAUAAACAAUUCCCUCCCUAAAUUCAUAAGUGAAAUCCUCCUCCACAUCCCAGAAAUAUUCCUUAGCAUAGCAUUCGCUUGUAUCAUACUCUUCCUCCUAACAAAUAGCAUUAAUUUUAAGAAUACCUGCUGUUCAUUCCUCCUUCGUCCUAGAAUUAUUAUAAUAGGCGGCAGUUUGCACAUACUGUCCUGUUUAAUGUUGCAUAUCUUUGAGAGUAAUAAUACAAUUAAUAGAAGUACGCACGGCGGCGAAAAGAGGGUAUUAGGUCUUACUUGUCAAAUAAUAUUUAUAAUAGCAUGCCUUACUCUAGGUCUUUGCUACCUAUAUGUAUAUAAAAUGCUCAAAACUGUACUUCAGAAAAAGAGUCACACUUAUAUUAAUGGUUUCCAAAAUCUGCAACAUGCUAUCCAGAUAAAAUUGGCGACGGCAUUGCUAUUUAUUCUGAUGGCUGGUCUGCAGAUCUUUGGCAUCUUCGGUAUAAACCAACAUAAUAUGACCAAGUUCGACUGGCUUCAAUGGGGCUACCAGUUCUCUCUGAGGCUUCUAGAAGUCAGUAUAGUUGCUCUUAUCUCCUGGGUCAUAAGUCUGAAAGUUGGAAUAGCUCUUCAACACGAAAAGGCCGAUGGUCACAAAAUAUCUGGCCUCGGUCUUUUCGCUUGUGGAGCUGGUUCCAGCAACGAACAGUUCGAAUCAGACUACCCAGCGAUAUGCAACACGAACACCAAUCUUCAUACGUACACGAUGAGGACUGGUAAGCCUAUAUACGAGACGACUGGCCACCACCCAGCCAUGCAAGACCCUUGCUGCGGGCCAGUGUUGGACCACCAGAGGUUCCAACUAAACACUCUCACUGGUAACUGCGACAAUAAUUCUGGAACUGAGAACUAUUCUGGACACAGUUCCAUAGCGAACGCAGGCCACAGUAGUUCCACGGAGUCCAGUAACGCGACUUCCAGUCAGGGUGUUACAAACCACUUGAUUAAACACCAUCCCAACAUGGCAGGGUACAAUGGCAUUGAGUCUGCCUCAGAUGACCAUUACUCGAACUGCGAUCCUGCCAUACAGUCCCUUCAAGGCGACGAUCCCUUAGACCAUGAGUACAAUGUCAUCCAAUACGGAAGCAACAGUGACUUCAUCAGGGAUAUCAAGAACCAAAACUACAACGCUGGUUCCAAUCGCAGUUCACACAACUUCAAACACAUGUCCUAUGACAGGGUGUCUUCAAGGACCAAUAGUAAUCCUCGAAAAAAGCAUCGAGCGAAGAACAAAAAUGUCCAGAAUUGUAUGACGAUGGGAUACGACUCCUCGAUCGGACACCACUACCACCAGCCACAUUCGCCCGAUGAAUAUGGUAACUAUAAUGCGGAAAACGCUUCUUACCACGCUUCUGGCAUCCAGACUUUAAACCCCAAUAGGAGUUAUAGCAACGACCCUUGCCAACAGAUCAGAAGCUCACAGCGUAGAAAUUCGCCGUCGACUUCAAUGGUGAACUCCAGCGGGAGUCAGAAGCGUGGUAAAGGCAAUGGGUUUCCAGAUAGGCCAAAGUCUACGGACUUGUACGGGUUCUCAGAGGACCCUAAUGAGAGGGGAUAUCCUUGCGCGUUAGGAGGGACCCCUCAACCAGCUCCUAGGAACUGCAGUUACGAGGCCUCGUACUCCCAACCGCAGGAUGAAAUCCCAGCGGAGGCCGAGGGGAACAGUAUGCUAGUUGCUCAAGACGGGUUCCUCAGGAUCCGCUCCAUGAAGGACUCGUCUCCGAACCCUCAGCCUUCGCAUACCUGAUUUACCAUAAAUCUGUCGUAUACGACAGAACUCAGUUUUUGAUAAAAUAUUUUCUGUCUGGCUGUGCUAUCAAGUUUGUAUUGAUAUUCUCCAGUCAGUGUACACUUAGAUAUGAUGCAUUGAUGAUGCGCUCAUCUAAAUAUGAUGACAAUCCUCAGUGCGGAAGAAUAAAUGAUAAAAUAUGCCUUAAAAGAGGCGAAAUAAAGCAUUUUAAAGCUAUUUUAUUUAAGUAACUUAAUUAUACUUACAACUGUACAGUUCAUACUGAUUUCUUUUUAAUUUCUUGACUUAAUUACGGCCUCUAAGCGAAGAGUAUUACGUAAAGAUACGUAUGAUUAAGAAAUUCAUUUUUACGCCAUGUCCCAUUUGACGUCGAUACAAAAUUAUGUAAAAUUGUAAAUGUUAGAUAUAAAACGACCUAAUUUAAGUAUAAUAUUCGUAACGGCCUUUUGUAAAUAGCUUAUUUUUUAGUUUAUACGUUCUCUGUACAAUAUAUCUUAUGACAUUUUCAUUUGAAACAAGCCUGGCUAUCUUUUAGAAACGAAAACAUGUCUCAUUUAGCAGGGUUUUAGCCAAAAUCUGCGUUUUUUCGGUUUGCAAAUCAAAAUUCUAAUAUGAUUUCUCACUUAGAUUGUAAGACACACAUAAUUACAAUAUCCUAAUCAGUUUGUUUAGUAAUAAAUAAAGAUUUUAAUGUAUGUGAUAUCAAUAUAAAACAUUUUAUUUGAAACAAUCUGUCCAUAUUUAAUGUUAAGAUAUUAUCAAAAUAAUUCUAAGUAUUAAGUGUUUACAACAUUUUAAUAAAUGCUGGUCACACUUUAUUCGUUUAGAGAAAAUUUUAAUAGUAUCACGGAGAAAUUACUAGAAUAUACAGUUUUCGAGGUUGCUCGAUCAGUUUCAAGCACCAUGAUUGUAAACCCCAAUCAUGGCUUGAAUCUAGUUGAGAAUCCUUCAAAAAUGGCGUCAGUGCGGCUUAUGUUCUAUUGAAUUAAAUGUGGUGUUAUUAAAAUUAUCCCUAAUAUCUAUAUGUAACUGAGUUAACAACAUAUACGUAUAUAUUUCUGUGACUAUUUAAAAACAUAUUUAUGUCAGUUGAUUUUCUGAUUUAAAUGUUAUAAAUUAUGUCUUCAUCAUAUCCAUUAAAAUAUAUCAAGCACUAUUAGAAUGAUUGAUUCAUAUUAUUUGGCUAUUUACUUGUAAGAACAUGUUGAAAUCUAAAUGUUCUAAAUGUUACCAUAUUAUUAGAUAUUUACGAAAAUAAUGAUAAUAUGGUAUUUGGUAAUUAACAAUACUCUACAGUUUUGACUAGUCAACAAAAGGAACAUGGAAGGGGGAAGUUAGACAGUAAAAUAUAAAAAAUAACGUUAUGUCCUUCCUGAAGUACAUUUCAUUAUCAUCUUAAUAUUAGUCGAAAGACGACCACUGUUAAAGGACAUUAAAGUAAAUGCCUUUAUAAAGGACAUUAAAGUAAAUGCCUUUUUAAAGGACACUAAAAUAUUAUAUUUUACUGUGAAAUUUUUCUUACUAUAGCUAAAACACCUGCCAUUUUAUAAAUAUAGGGAACUCAUUUUUGUAUCUGUUAUCACAAUAAAAUCAUAAAAAAUGUCUAUAUACAUAUUAUAUAGAUGUGUUGAAAUUGUACAACAUAAAAUAAUGUUGAUUAAUUAUCUGGUAAUUGAGACAGUAAUAUUGAAAAAAUAUUAAUAAUUUUCAUUUUUAAGCGAGGCAACUAUUUUGACAUUACAGUUUUUUAAUAUUACUGUCUUGCCACUAAUAAUAAAUAGUUAAAAAUAAUGAAUGUUGCCACUACAAUAGAUAGAUAAAAAUAAAUGUAUAAAUUAGACAGAAACAAAAAUAAUUAAAGAAUAUUUAUUGAUAAAAUAAAUAAAAAAGGUACCAUCAUAACUUGGAAUAAUGUUAUUUUGAAAAAUGGAAAUGAAUGAAUGAUAAUGUUGCAUUAGUAAAAAAUGCUCAUUUAAUUAAUUCCUAUGUAAAUAAAUGUAAUGUUUAAGAACUAUGGUCUAUAGCCGUGACCAUACACGCCACUUUUUUAAUUUUAUUUUUUUACUUGUAAGUGUAUAUAUUUUGGGUACCUUGGUACUUCAAUGGAAAUAACAUUCAAUUCGUUGUAAAUUAUAGCGUUUUUUUUAUAUUCCCAAGACUGUACGUAUUAAUCAUCUAAUAUGUAAAAAUAAAUUCGAAAAACGGUAUUGAA
Molecule: messenger RNA, 5826 nt
Organism: Spodoptera frugiperda (fall armyworm)
Lineage: Eukaryota; Metazoa; Arthropoda; Insecta; Lepidoptera; Noctuidae
Exons: 7
Coding region: 360-3611 (1083 amino acids)
Source: RefSeq, a predicted model, not a curated record